This is a messenger RNA of Notolabrus celidotus (New Zealand spotty), 2994 nucleotides long. RefSeq names its product oxidative stress induced growth inhibitor family member 2 (gene osgin2). The transcript is spliced from 6 exons. NCBI's taxonomy places the organism in Eukaryota, Metazoa, Chordata, Actinopteri, Labriformes, Labridae. The record is from RefSeq and is a predicted model, not a curated record. Bases 468 to 2138 code for a protein of 556 amino acids.
UGUGAGGAUGCUGAUGAGAGAUGCUCGGAUCUUCCGGCUCUCUUCCCUCACGCCUGCCGGUGCAGCGUGAGAUGCGCAUGUGACGACAAAAGCAAAAGCAGGACCCGGUUUCUCACUCACACUCAUUCCCUUUCUCUCAUUCUCUUUCUCUCUCUCUCUCACACACACACAUACUGGCAAUCAAGACACAAGGAAGAUCUCUUCCACAGACGACGUUAAUAGGCAUAUCAGACCUGAAUAAACCAGGUCUGUGCGGAUUUAACAGCACAGGGGUAAGUGUGUGUGAUGACGAGAGAGAGGUUGGCUGAUUAUCUCAUGCAAGACCCCGGACAGUUGCAUAGGUCCUCCCACUGAUGUCUGCCUAUUUAUACGGUCUGAAACGCUGCCGUGGGUCGUGAUAAGAGGACGCGACUGGGAGACAGAGAGACUCAUCACAACGCGAGCCGGCUCUGGCCCAGGCUGCAGCCAUGCCUCUUCUGGAAGAGACCACUCUGCCACAAGAGCACCCACCCACUGUCCCUGUGGUCAUCAUAGGCAAUGGACCAUCUGGAAUAUGUCUGUCAUACCUUCUCAGUGGAUACAAGCCCUACCUUGAUCCGGCAACUGUCCACCCAAACCCAAUACUGUACAGGAAACUCCAGGAGACCAAGCACCUCCCCAUCACAGAACAAGAUUUAGAAUAUUUGAGUGAAGGUCUCGAGGGGAGAUCAGGGAACCCAGUGGCUGUCCUUUUUGACUCACUGCUGCACCCCAAUGCUGACUUUGGCUAUGAGUUCCCCCCUGUCCUUCAGUGGAGGAGGGAAAAGCAGCAUCACAUCCCACAUCUGGUGCUUGGGAGGGCAACACCUGGGGGCGCUUGGCAUGCAAUGCAAGGAUCUAUGCUGACUAUCAGUCUUGGCAUCUGGAUGGAGCUACCUGGGGUAAACUACAGGGACUUGACCAAUGGGAAACGGAGGGAUGUAACCAGUGACAGAGCCACCCCAGAGGAGAUCUCAUCCUAUUACCGUAACUAUGUGAAGCUAAAGGGCCUCCAGACAAAUUUUGUGGACAACACAUAUGUGACCUGUGUCCAGAAACUCUGCCGAGGGCAUGAAGGGGAGGGUCUUGAAAAUGGGCACACUGAACAAGGAGAUGGAGGGGUGGGUGAUGGUGGCACUGAAGGCUUUGAAGGAAAUGGAGUUGAGUGUCUAAACAAUGGAGCAGGGGGUGCUCUUUGGGAAGUGAGGGGAUACCAACAGCUUCAGAACAACACUCAUGUCCCCUUCUCUGUGUUUGCUGAGAACGUAGUUCUGGCCACUGGUGCGUCUGAUUCACCAGUGCGAUUAGGUGUAGAGGGAGAGGACCUACCGUUUGUAUUCCACAGCAUCUCAGACCUGGGUUUGGCCGUGAGCCAAAGAAAACUGGAUAUAACGUCUGAUCCAAUUCUAGUUGUUGGUGCUGGUUUAAGCGCUGCAGAUGCAGUGCUGUGUGCUUGUAACAGCAACAUCAGAGUGUUGCAUGUCUUUCGUAAGAACCUAGACGACCCAGACCUCAUCUUCAAACAGCUGCCCAAAACCCUGUACCCAGAGUACCACAAAGUCUACAACAUGAUGUGCUCCCAGACCUACAUUAAUGUGCCCCCCUCCUCUGCUUCUAACAGACCCCUGACAGUGAGUAUUGCCUCUUCAGUAUGUGCCAAGAUGUGCCCAAAGCCCCAGCUUGCAGCAGGUAACAUGGCUGGUAAUUCCGGUGUCGGACUGUUUCCUGACUACACCAGUUUCCCCGAGCACUGUGUGGUGUCCUUCCAGUCUGACAUGAAGUGUUUGCUUCAGGGGAACAACUCCCUCAAAGCGUUCAAGAUCUCCAUGGCCCUGGUGCUCAUUGGGACCAACCCUAACUUGUUUUUCUUGAAGGGGCAUGGUCAGUACCUGAGUCAGGAUCCAACAAAACCAAUCAACUGCAAGCAGAACCCCAUCGACAUCCACCCCUACACUUUUGAGUGCACCAAGGAGUCAGGUCUGUUUGCCAUGGGCCCUCUUGUUGGAGACAACUUUGUUCGCUUUUUGAAGGGUGGAGCUUUAGGCAUUGCCUCCUGUCUGCUGAAGAGACUCAAGAAGAAAGGAAAGCUCAUCAGCAACGGUGGGAAUAACUUCAUUUGAAAACAUGGCAGAGAGAAGAGUCGUGCAUGCUGGGUAAAGCGCACAGAUUUCAAGCAUGCUUGCAAACAGAUGUAGGUGAAGGAAAAAACGAGAGGUCUAAUACCCUUGAUGAAGUGUUUUCUCAUCAGAGCUAAAACAUUUCGAAAACAUUUCCAAGACCAAAAAGACAGUGGAUGUACAGCAAAACAAGCUUUCAAGAGUCUUGUCUGACUUCAUUCGAAGUCCUGAGAAGUCUAAGCUACCAUGUGCCAAUGUUUUCAAGUCAAUCUGUAACCUCAUGACUUAUUGGGACCUUAUUUUCUCUUUUAUCAGGGUUAUUUAUUCGUUUACCAUGUGUCUUUCAAUCUACCUACCAACACCUCUUUAAUGGCUGCACUGGCUGUUGUGGAAUCCUCCAGCGUAGAGGCUACUACCGUCAUUCUCCAUGAAUCUCUUGCUAGAUGUGCAAACAGCAGAUACUAGCGAACCCCGCUUGUAAAAAGUUAUGAUCAUCUCAACUCAAAGUAACACAACCUCAAGUGGUGAAUGUUUGCGGUAGUGGACGCACACAAGUCUGGUGUGAGAAAAUAUGACCCAAGUCCACAGAGAAGCAAUCUAAAUGUUCCUGAUUAUCCUGAGCCUAACAGUUUUGUUGUUUUAACUUCAGAGGAUUCUUUUUAGCUGCUAGUGUAGGUAGUUUGAGCCAUAUAACUUAAAGUUAGACGAGUCUAAUGCAUAUAACCUGUUGCUUAGGUGUAGUACAACUGAAAGGCUUUCUAUGCAAUUCAAAUACAGAUCUGAAUGUUUUCUUUGACACCCACUACUUAUUUCUUGUUUUGAGUUAAGUGUCAUUAAAAAAAUCCUAAUUAUGAUAUGA